AUGCUCGCUCCUCCGCCUGCUGCGUCCGAUGGCGCCGCCAGCGCUGGCGGCGUCACGUGGCAAAGCGCGGCGGGAGAGGCGGCGGGAAACGCGGCGCAGCUGGCGGGGAUGGACGAAAGCAUGCAGGCGCUGCGCGAAGUGGUAGUGUGGCCGAUUAAGUACGCCAAAGAGGCCGCCGCGCUAGGCCUGAAGUGGCCUUCAGGGGUGCUCCUGUACGGCCCGCCAGGCACAGGAAAGACGCUGAUGGUGAGGGAGAUAGCUCGGGAGUGCAACGCACACCUCUUCACUGUCACGUCAUCAUCCAUCUUUGGGGCAUACGCAGGGGAGAGCGAGAGGCGGUUGCGCGACGUCUUUGACGCGGCCAGGGGGGGAAACGAGGGGGAUGUGGGACUGGAGGAGGGAGGUACAGAGCGAGUGGCAGGGGGAGGUGUGAGAGGCGGUUCGGAGGGGUUUGCAGAUGUGCGCCCAUCGAUUGUGUUUAUUGACGAGAUUGACGUGCUGUGCCCAAAGAGAGAUUCAAGCCCCAACGCACUAGAUGCCGCGCUACGCCGGCCGGGAAGAUUCGACCGCGAGAUUGCAAUCAACGUGCCGGGCACGAGGGAGAGAGAGGCGAUUCUCAAGCUGCAUGCGCGUUCCCUGCCCCUGCAUGCUGACGUGGACAUGCGCCAGCUGGCGGCGCGCUGCAAGGGUUACGUGGGUGCUGACUUGGCAGCGGUGUGUCGUGAAGCUGCUCUUGCUGCUGUCAUGGAUCUGGCUGCUGGAGAGGAGGAGAGGGGUGCUGGAGAAGGGGAGGAGUUAUCUGGAAGAAGGGAGGCGUUAUCUGGAGUAGGGGAGGUGGUUUCUGCGGCGCUCUCUCGUGUCGGGCCCUCGGUGACUCGGGGAGUGGCGGCUGAGCUGCCUGCUGUCACGUGGAGGGACAUCGGGGGUCUUGAGAGCAUCAAGAAACGAUUGCAGAUGGCGGUGGAGUGGCCCUUACAGCACCCUGAAGCCUUCCUGCGCCUCGCUCUCACCCCUCCCAGAGGCGUGCUGCUGCACGGCCCCCCUGGGGGAGGCAAAACAAUGCUCGCCCUCGCUGCUGCACAUGCCUCCAAGGCCACGCUCUUCUCUCUCAGCGGUGCGGAUCUGUUCUCCAUGUAUGUGGGCGAGGGAGAGGCGAUGCUGAAAGAGACCUUCCGCCUGGCUCGCAUGGCGGCUCCCAGCGUGGUGUUUGUGGACGAGGUGGACGUCGUGGGGGGCCGCAGCACUGCAAGCACCGCAACAACUGCAAGCAACACAUGGCAAGGCGAUUCAGACUCCACCUCCGCUCCCUCCUCCUCAUCCUCCUCCUCGUCAGUGCUGGUGAUUGCAGCAACCAACCGCUUCCAAGCCCUGGAUCCAGCCAUCAUUCGUCCAGGGAGGUUUGACUCCAUCAUCUAUGUACCACCCUUGGACGAACCAGGCAGGCUGCACGCGUUGCAGAUCCACACAUCAGCCAUGCGCCUCGCUGCUGACGUCAGCCUGCCAGCUGUCGCCUCCCGCACGGCGCUGUUCACCGGCGCUGACGUGGCAGCGCUGUGCAGGGAGGCUGCUUUGGCAGCGUUGAGGGGGAAGGUUCUUGGAAAUGGGGAGGGAGAAGGUCAAUCCGCAGCAGGCGAGGAUACAGCAACGGGGACCACAGGAGCAGCAGGAGAAACAGAAGCACAAGCAGCAGCGGCAGUGGCUGCAUCGAAUACUCCCCCGUGCGUUUCUUGGGAGCACUUUGACGCUGCACUGAUGGUGGUUCGGCCCUCGUUGACCGAACUGGAGGUUCGAGCAUACGAGCGAGAUGCAUAA
Molecule: messenger RNA, 1812 nt
Organism: Closterium sp. Yama58-4
Lineage: Eukaryota; Viridiplantae; Streptophyta; Zygnematophyceae; Desmidiales; Closteriaceae
Source: the annotation of a GenBank genome assembly